Messenger RNA from Leucoraja erinaceus (little skate), 2417 nucleotides. RefSeq names its product interleukin-8. Gene Ontology annotation, biological process: inflammatory response; cellular response to lipopolysaccharide; antimicrobial humoral immune response mediated by antimicrobial peptide. The record is from RefSeq and is a predicted model, not a curated record. Lineage: Eukaryota; Metazoa; Chordata; Chondrichthyes; Rajiformes; Rajidae. Gene Ontology annotation, cellular component: extracellular region. Bases 1454 to 1738 code for a protein of 94 amino acids. Gene Ontology annotation, molecular function: chemokine activity; CXCR chemokine receptor binding. The transcript has 4 exons.
ACCGUCUGUAACUCCACCAAUUUGGGGCAACCUGCAAACUGAAUACAGAUGCAAAAUACUUGUUUUGUACCUCCGCUCCAUCAUCUGAUUCAAACCAUUAAUUUCCUCCUUUAUCCUUGUCAAUGGUCAGUGAUGCGAGGUCAGUGGAUCUGACAGUGAGUAUUUGGGAUACAAACUGGAAGAAUGUAAUGGAACAGCUUGACCAGACGUACUGUUGUCUUGCUCCACCUGCUGGUUUACUGAAGACAUUGCACCACUUGGCAUCUUUUACAGUUACAGUCUGAAGCUGAUGUGCACUUAGCUGUUAGCUCACAGCCAGACUGAAAAUAGAUAAAAUCACUGCCAAAAACAAAUACUACGACUUCCAAGGAAAGUGGCAGCUUGAUCUGCUGGAAGAUGCCAGUCAUCAUCUCUGGAUGGUUUCAUGAGAGAGCUAGAUAGGGCUCUUAAAAAUAGCGGAGUCAGGGGAUAUGGAGAGAAGGCAGGAACGGGGUACUGAUUGGGGAUGAUCAGCCAUGAUCACAUCGAAGAGCCAAAUGGCCUACUCCUGCACCUAUUGUUUAUUGUCUAUCAUUCUGCAAAGUGAAGGCAGUGACAUUGAUAAGCUUGAGCGAAACAUUUUUGUACAUUACAACUAUGGUUAAAAUUGGUCGGCAGCCUCCUCUUGGCUGCAAUAAUAGUAAGCUUGCCCCUCUGUAAAAGCGAAGCUGGAGGAGCAGUAAGUGUAUCGAUUGCACAAGGGACUACCAUCAGCUAAUGCCACUGCCAAUAGCUGGCGCAGUUCAGUAAGCUGCGCACCUGUAAAUCCAGCAGGUUGGACAGGUGCCGCAAGGCCACAAAACAUUGUGCAUUGCUUUCAACGAUGCUCAUAUUAAUGGAUAGUCUUUAAAUGCAGUGAAUUGUAAACUCACAUCACAAAAGUCACUACAUCUCAGUGUACGUUAACUACAAAUGCUGGAAAUCUGAAAUAAAAACAAAUUGCUGGAAACCUGUUAGACAAGUAGCAUUUGUCUGAAGAGAAAUGUUAAUGUUUUUAUUAUAAUGGGACGGUUAAACUGGAAUUUGCAUUGAUAAAGUAUCCGCAUUGACUGGCAGAAUGAGAGAAUUUGCAAUACGAACUCAAGCAUCAUAUUCCUAAAAUCACAAGAGGCACUAGCAGCCAAUAAAUCAUCUUUAGAUGUUACCAAUGUCCUGAAUCAUUGAUUUUAAAACAAGGCAUAAACAAAUGGAUAUGGCAUAAACAAAUGGAAAAUGCAUAAUUGCAUCAUUAUUUUUGGAAGAAAUUGUUCAAAACCGUAAAAAUAUCUGAAUGUGCUUACGUCGUUGUGUUUGUCUGAUGUCAUAACUUCCUCUGCACUUGCAGAUAAAUACAACAGUUAAAUUGCUAAACCAACACACUCUGAAGACUGGCAGCUGCUGACAGAGGAGCAGAAGUGAUACAGACUCAUUGACGAUGAAGAUUCAGGCAACAUUCUUGUUGAUAGCAGCAGUUGUCAUUUGCCUAGCUGCUCAUGGUCUAUGUUUAGCAAAUCCAAAAAUCACAAGAUGCAGAUGUGUGAAAGUCUCAUCUCAUUUCAUUCAUCCAAGAAAAUUUCAGCACAUUGAUAUCUUCCCUCAGAACUCGUACUGCAGAAAGGUAGAGAUUAUAAUUACACUGAAGGACGAUGCAAAGAUCUGUGUGAAUCCCCAAGCUGCGUGGGUCAAAAAAGUGAUUAAUAUUUUGACCGAAAGAAAAUGAAAUGCUGAAGACCUCCUGGUCAAUUGCAGGUCAAUUGGCUGAAUGAAACAAAACACAACUUCCAAAGAACAGAUUAUAUAGUUACUGAACCAAGCUUUUGCCACUAAAUGUGCAUUGUAACAGACAGGCCCAGAGCUGAAAUGUUUUCUGUUUCCAGCCAUGGGCUCCAGCAUCUGCAGUCUCUCGCAUCUCUGAUUCUCUCACCUGUAUAUUGGUCCUAUCACGAUAUUCAGAAAUCCACUGAAAUCUUUCAAUCGUGUUUUACUCUUUCAUAUGAUAGCUUCUGAGCAUUAUUUUAAUAAUCAAAAUAGUUUUAUGCAUCAAUCAAAAUGAUAAAAGUGUAAAAUUACAAUGAAAUAUAUUUUUCUCCUGUUCAUUAAUAUCUGAAAAUUAUUCUUUCAUAUGGAUUUACAUGGAUUAAAUGCUAAUACCUGCAUGUCUUAAUAGUUGUUAUGAUCCAACAUUGACCACUGUUUGAUUCUAGGAUUUCCAGAUCUACAGAGUAAUCAGAUAUAAUGGCAAUGUGAAAACAAUGUGAUGUGUAAUAAUUCGAGUAAAUAUUGGGCUAGAAAUUGAAGGGCUUCCAUUAAAAAGUGUUUGUGUGGCACUGUGGCUGGAAGGGAUAGAUACGUUUGUUUUGUGUGAGUUGCUCACGUCUCCCGUCCCCUUAACCCCAUCC